CUUAUCAAACUCUCUUCCUACCUUCUAAACAAAAAAUUCUCUUCUUCCCAAGCACUCUGUAAUCGUAAUCAUGGUUUCUUCCGGUAUCGAGCGCAAUCCGAAUUACACAAUGCCUGAAGACCUUGUUUUGUGCCAAGCUUGGAUGGAAGUUUCACAAGAUCCUAUUAUCGGUCGUUAUCAAUCUUCACCAGCUUUCUGUAAAAGAAGGAUAUUCUGCAAAUGGUUUUAUGAUCAAUCGUACCAAUGGCGCCUUGAAGACGAUGGCAAUUUAUCAACCAUUCAUGUCAGAAGUGGUAUUCGGCAUUGAGGGAAGCAAAUGCUAAUCCACCAAGCGGAACUAACCAAGUAGAUGUGGUUAGUCAACUUCUAAAACAUCUAUAUUUAAUUAAUAGUAUAAUUUUAGUGUUCUAAUUUAUAAUCAUGUGUAUUGUUUCUAAUUAAUCGUGUAGACCCGUCAAGCGAAAGCUAUUUUCAAGACGGACACGAAGAAAGACUGGAAGUUGGAAGAAUGUUGGCAACUACUCCAAGACUGUCCAAGAUUUAUGCAACAAUUUUAUGCUCCCGUUGCACCCAUUCCACCAAUGGAUGGAUCUCAAUCGGCUAUGUCAAGUGAUGAACCUGAUAGCCUCGGCGUUCAUGCAGCUGCUGCUCCAAGAGUGAUCAACCGACCCGAAGGUCGAGAUCAACAAAAGAGAAAGAAAAGAGGAGGUGGUGAUUCUUCUGCCAUGGAAGCUUUUCAAAAGAGUUUGACAGACAUGGCGGCAAGUUCGGCAACACAUGCAAAAUUGGUUGUGUGUUUGAUUCACCCUGAGCGAGAAAUCAAUUUCAAAGAGAUCAAAUUAUGUUUGCGUACCAAUCAUCACCAACUUCUACACCACCUGGAGGAUCUUCCAGUAGCCCAUUUGAUGACACUUACACCCCGGACCAGUAGUCUCUAAAAGGUUGUUUGGUUAAUUGUUGAUGUAUGUUUUAUUUUUAGUGUGUUUGAUUUAUGUACUUUCAAUUUACCCCCGAUGUAUCUUUUAUUUUCAAUGUAUCCUUUUUAUGUUUUUGUUCAAUAUUUAAUGCAACAACUUUCUUUAUUAAGAUACUAGAAAAUGGAGAAUACAUUGAUAAUAAAGCA
Messenger RNA from Linum trigynum, 1123 nucleotides. Lineage: Eukaryota; Viridiplantae; Streptophyta; Magnoliopsida; Malpighiales; Linaceae. The record is from the annotation of a GenBank genome assembly.